Molecule: messenger RNA, 1197 nt
Organism: Letharia columbiana
Lineage: Eukaryota; Fungi; Ascomycota; Lecanoromycetes; Lecanorales; Parmeliaceae
Exons: 1
Coding region: 1-1197 (398 amino acids)
Cellular component (GO): nucleus
Source: RefSeq, a predicted model, not a curated record
AUGCCAUGCUCGGCAUGCGCUCCUGGUGCGCUAAGACGCUACUUUACCUACACCGAAGCCGCCAGAACAGCUGGCCUGCGCAUUCGCAAUGUUCGAUGCUUGACCAUUGAUUCAUCAAGGCACCUGUUUCACAUCGACUCGUCCCUUCUACGGAAUCAGGCUGCCUGCACCCAUCGAAUCAGUACGUUACAGCCGUCGCAGGUUCCAGGCUUUCAAGCUGCUCUCUCCCCAGUCGAGGACCCUACACGAAGAAAGGAGCCAUCUCAUCGCGACAGGAAUGGCUUGAUGAUAAGGGUUGAAGAUCCCACUGAGAUACAUGAAAACUUAGUGGGAGUAGCGCAGACAGCGAAAAUACCUGUCGAGUUGCGUUCGAGGCGGGACUCGAAAUUUUCAGGGUUUCUUAAGCCCCGAUCUUCGCCAAAGGAUGGAGAAUCUUUCGACCAGGUUCGGUUGAAAGAAAAUGCGAGGAAUCCAGGACAGCGUGGCGAUGCAACAUCUAUGUGGUCGAAAAACUCAAUUCGUGAGGAAAACUCAGGAUCUUCUAAACUCGCAGGCUCUAGCAGAAAGGCUCGGCUACAGGACUACUCCUCCAGAACUGUUGAGGGGAGCAAUGAGGCAAUGCGUUCUUCUCGGUCUGCGAAGGCAUCCGCGUAUUUUCGAACUGGCACUCAAAAUUACAAGGACCAGCGUGAACCAUGGCAGACACAGAAAAGCGCAUUAUCAGAGAAGUUCGGUCCCAGAGGUUGGCUUCCCCGGAAGCGUCUUUCGCCAGACACUUUGGAGGGCAUUCGAGCUCUUCAUGCCCAGCAACCGGAUAAAUUUACAACGCCAAUACUCGCGGAUCAAUUCAAAGUCUCGCCAGAAGCUAUUCGCCGCAUCUUGAAGAGCAAGUGGCGACCAAAAGACGAGGAAGAGGAGAGGAGGAGACAGAGAUGGGAGAAGCGUGGAGAGAAUAUAUGGAGUCAACUGGUCGAGAUAGGGAUCAAACCGCCGAAGAAAUGGAGAGAUAUGGGUGUGGGGAAGUCCAGGGAGAGAAAGCCAGCUCGAAGAGAAUCGGUGGGGUCUUAUUUGGAGUCCAAUUCCGAGUCCAAAGUAACAUCUAGCCUGCUGGGCCAAUCCACUACAAUUCUCCAUACCAUACCAGCGAACGGACAUGGGACUGGUUCUCCGGUGCCAUUAAGUGACAGGAUGCUAUGA